Molecule: messenger RNA, 3081 nt
Organism: Cladocopium goreaui
Lineage: Eukaryota; Dinophyceae; Suessiales; Symbiodiniaceae
Source: the annotation of a GenBank genome assembly
AUGCGCUUCUGGAAUGAUUCGGAUUCGGAAGAUGCUCUACCCCGCGGGAGUUCUUCUUCGCGUUGGCCCACAGGCCCAGCGAUCCGUUCUGUACUUUUGGUGCUCCUCAUUGGCCUAGGAUCUCACAGCAGCAAGAAUGCUCUGGCACCAGCCGCGCCGUUUCUGGAAGCUCAGGGAAUGUCGCCUUUGUUGUACUCCCUUGUGGCUGCCUCUCCACAACUGGGUGCGAUUGUUGCACCAAUGUUGUGGGGCAUGGCCUACACGUGGUCGCAUCGUUUGGUGCAACUGCUGGUGCCUUUGGGCGAUUUCUGCGGGCAGUUGGUACUAGCUGUCGGCAUUGCGAUGGUUGACUCGAAGACUUCCCUUGUGGCGUCUCAAGUGACUCUGACUUGUGGUCUCGUGAUCUUUAGCGUGGCUCGUGCGGGUGUUGGUGUGGUCCAGCAUGCGGCGAUGGCACGGUGCCAUCGAGCUCGCUUCAAAGCUGGGCUGGUGCACCUCUGGGAAGCACCCACGUGGGAAUUGAUGUUGAACCCCGAGAAACAUUUUGCUGAUGGCUGCGAUGCUGUGAUCUUUGUCAUGGACUGCACUAGGCGACAGACAGUCGACGAGGUCUUGGCGCACUGGCUACACGUGGCGCGCUAUCAUUGUGCUGAAGAGGCGCCUUUUCUCUUUAUUGGCGCGAUGGGUGACAACUUAGAGGAAGCAGCUGCUCUGCAGCUUCGCCUGGAGAAACUGGAAUUACCAGCUAUGGUAGGCGACUGCAGAGAUCCUUCCUUCGCUAGCGCAGCUUUGGAGGAGCUGUUGCGUAUGGUUCAACACAUGGGGCGGCCAAAGACGCCGCUACUGGCUCCACUGGCACCUGUGAAGCUACCGGAGGCCUUAUUGGGAGAAUUUGCACAGCCCGCGCAAUCUCCAAAACCACCCGGAUCACCUGGACCUUCGCCUGCCGCAACCCCAACCCCUGCAACUCCUACAGCGCCUGCAUCGAGCAAAGUGGGUCCAGGUCGAAUUGGCCAGGCCGCGAAAUACGCGAUGUCCAUGGCAAAAGCUGACGCGACCCCUAGCUGGCAAAUUCCAGGAGAUGAGCUCGUCCGGUACAAGCGGUUGGAUCCAGAAGAUGAGCGGGGUGGACGCAACCCUGCAGAGUACGCAAACUGGAAAGGGAUGCCAGUGGUUGCAAAACGUGUCGCGCGAAGCGAUUUGCUUGCUCGGUUCAAGCAUGACGAACAAUGCCUGCGUCGCUUGCUUUCAGAGCUGCACAACAGCCACUGUCCGCACUUGGCCAAGUUCUACGGUGCCACGUGCAUCAGUGAAGAGAAAGUGUCUCUGGUGAUGGAGUACAUGCCAGGUGGAGAUCUGGAGCGAUACCUAAGGAGCAAGCGCUUGGAAAGUCACCGGCCGUGGGUACCCCCAAGGGACUUGCUCUUUAGCUGGGCGAUCAGUUGCUCCAGCGCGUUGGCUUACCUGGCUGACUUGAAUCCUGCUGUGGCGCAUGGCAACGUAAGGCCAUCGAACUUGCUGCUCUGCACAAAUCUGGAAUUGCGUCUAUCACCAUGUGGUGCUUUGUCGCCAGUGGAGCAUCGGCACCAGGCAGUUGUUGAUGCCGAAAACCUGGACAGCUGCUUGUACUCACCCCCAGAGGUUCUGCGAAAAGAGUCUACGGAGGAGCAGGUCAUUGCGGCGGAUGUUUUUGCGCUUGGAUUGAUUCUUUGGUUCAUGUGCACAGGAGCUCGGCCGUUUCAGAAUUUGGACAACGAUGGCCUGCACAAGCCUCCAGAACACGUCAUGAAGGCAUUCGAAGGCGGCCGCAUUCCAAGGCCCAGACUAGCAGAUGUGUCCCAGGGACUGCAAAUGCAGCAGCUGAUUGGGAAGGCCUGGAGUGAGGAUCCUGGUGAGCGGCCGAGCCCAGCAGAAAUUGUGGAGGAGUUGAAGAACAGGCGUCAUUUGACCAAAGCCGAUGCUGUUGCUCCAUGUGAAAACGACGCGCUGGGAAGUCUUCCAAGACUUUGUCGCCCACUUGGGAAACUUCGAGGAUGCAGGGCACAGGUUGGGAUGAUGUUGCAGCAAUUGCUUUUGCAGGAGGCAGUCUAUUUUCAAAACAAGGGGGCUUGGAAACCUUGCGUGACGUGGUUGGCCCCAGCUGUGUUUGCACCAGUGUGGUCGCAGGCUCAUGGUAGGCUUCGUGGUGAUGAUUUUCUUCGGGCAUUUGGUGGUUGCGACUUGCAACUGGUCGGUUCCACGCGCAACUCGACCUUGCCCUGCUCCUACCGAACCUGGUUUCUGUGGCUGCUGGUGCUGCGCUUUCUACUUGCACCACAUUGCCAUUUGCAAUCACGCGCUCGCCGCUCCAUGGCUGCAAGACCUGGGGUGGCACUCCAGGAUGACCCGGGCGAUUUCCCCGAUCCCAGUGUGCUGAGCUUGCCUUUGUUAGAUGACGAGCCGCCUUCGCCUGGUUGGGGCUCCAAGGCACCAAGAGCAACUUUGAAUGUAGACCACUAUGACUGCUGUGAUGCUUGUGGAGAUGAAGAGCUGCAAUCCACCCAGGCAAUUUGGCUGCUGGGCGUUUGGAGAGCCAUACUGCUUGGUUUGCUUCAUGCUUUUCAGUCAGUCACCAAUGAUUUCCUAGUCUCUCACGGCAAGACGCACACACAGGCAGGGUCCAUUGUGGCAGCGAACCAGCUGCUGGCAAUGGGGCUUAUGCCACUUGUGGCCGUUGGUGGCUACUCGCUCGGCCUACGCUCAACACUGGUUGUGAUAUCAUUCUUGCCUCUUUUGGGUGCAUCUUUCCUUGCUCUGCUGCCGAAUGUGCCGUUUGUCUUGGAAGGUGGACUUCUGUCCAUAGCGAUGGCUUCCACUAUCAUGCCAGUGCUGCCUCUUGUCCUUGUCCCUGCAAACAGCCGUUCUUGCGGCAAGUCUUUCGGGCUUCUGGACAGCCUAUUUGGUCUUGGCCAGGCAAUCUUUACGGUUGCGCUGGGUGCGUUGCGAAAGGAAGGUGGCUUCUCCUUAGCGAUGCCUUUCUUUUGCUUUUUCUUGGCCGUGGCUGCUUUGCUCUCUACUGUGGUGGCUGCAGUGGUGCCCUAG